Molecule: messenger RNA, 4188 nt
Organism: Lotus japonicus
Lineage: Eukaryota; Viridiplantae; Streptophyta; Magnoliopsida; Fabales; Fabaceae
Product: PH, RCC1 and FYVE domains-containing protein 1
Exons: 9
Coding region: 449-3826 (1125 amino acids)
Molecular function (GO): metal ion binding
Source: RefSeq, a predicted model, not a curated record
UUGACUAGUUGUACUUUUUACACGCUCCGAUUCUCUCUCUCUAAACUCUGUUUCUCCCUCCUCUGUCUGCUCCCAUCACCCGCUUCGGCGACACCGCCGGAACUCGUACUCGUUGCCGGAAUUUCUCUCCCGCCGCCGCAAACCGCCUCCUUCUCACACUUCCAAUCAAACCGCUUCAACCGGGUUUCCUUUCGUUUCUCUCCCUAGUCCAAGUCGCUGCAUGAGUUGAAGAAUCAACGAGUUUGACUUGGAAUUGUCAAUGGGGUUACUGGGUUUCUAGUUUCUUUGCAUAGGAACAGAUCCACGAAGGUUUUUCGCAUUCUAGAGCGAGAAUAAGAAGUGGGUUUUGAUUUUCAGAGAGAGAGAUUGAGGUUGAGGUUUAUCAUGUACGGAGCUCUGAACAGCGAUCGCAGAGGGUGGUGGAGUUCCGGUGAAUCUUUCACCUGGAAUGGCAGAUCUUGUUAGCCACAGGAAUGCCGACCGUGACAUCGACCAGGCAUUGAUUGCUUUGAAAAAGGGUGCUCAACUGCUUAAAUAUGGUCGUAAGGGAAAGCCUAAGUUUUGCCCAUUUAGACUUUCCAGUGAUGAAUUGUCUUUAAUCUGGAUUUCAAGUAGUGGAGAAAAAAGUCUGAAGCUAUCUUCGAUCUCAAGAAUUAUUCCUGGACAAAGAACUGCUGUUUUCCAACGAUAUCUGCGUCCUGAGAAGGACUAUUUGUCCUUUUCACUUAUUUAUAACCACGGGAAGCGAUCCCUUGAUUUGAUUUGCAAGGAUAAGGUUCAGGCAGAAUUGUGGAUUACUGGUCUCAAGGCACUGAUUUCUUCUGGUCAAGGUGGGCGUUCCAAAAUAGAUGGAUGGAGUGAUGGAGGCCUAUGUCUUGAUGAUAGUAAAGACUUGACAUCGAGUAGUCCUAGUGAAAGUUCGGUUAGUGCUUCACAUACACAGGACACCAGUUCUCCUGAUAUUUCUGUUAGUGUGCCGAAUACUUCUCCAAAGUCAUUUCAACCUGAGAAUACCUUAAAUAUUGAGAGGUCACAUGCACCAUCAAACCCGUCAAAUAUGCAAGUGAAAGGAUCCAGUUCAGAUGUUUUUCGUGUUAGUGUCUCAAGUGCCCCCAGCACAUCCAGCCAUGGGUCUGCACCAGAUGAUUACGAUGCUCUUGGGGAUGUAUACAUAUGGGGGGAGGUUAUCUGUGAGAGUGUUGUGAAAGUCGGUGCUGAUAAAAAUGGCAGUUAUUUAAGCCCAAGGGCAGAUAUUCUCCUCCCCAAGCCAUUGGAGUCCAAUGUGGUUUUAGAUGUACUUCAAAUAGCAUGCGGUGUUAAACAUGCUGCUCUAGUUUCAAGGCAAGGUGAAAUGUUUACAUGGGGUGAAGAAUCUGGAGGACGCCUUGGGCAUGGUGUUGGGAAGAAUGUGGUUCAACCUCGUCUAGUUGAAGCACUGGCUUCUACAACUGUUGACUUUGUUGCCUGUGGGGAGUUCCAUACAUGUGCUGUUACAAUGGCUGGGGAACUCUUUACAUGGGGUGAUGGUACUCAUAAAGCUGGACUUCUUGGUCAUGGAACUGAUGUUAGUCAUUGGAUACCAAAGAGAAUUGCUGGUCCAUUAGAGGGGCUUCAAGUUGCUUUAGUCACUUGUGGUCCAUGGCACACAGCUUUGAUAACUUCAACCGGGCAGCUCUUCACAUUCGGUGAUGGAACAUUUGGUGUCCUAGGCCACGGAGAUAGGGAAAAUGUUUCAUAUCCUAGAGAAGUAGAAUCCUUGUCUGGUUUGAGGACAAUAGCUGUUGCAUGUGGAGUGUGGCAUACUGCAGCUGUAGUAGAAGUUAUUGUGACACAAUCCAGUGCAAGUGUAUCGUCAGGUAAAUUAUUUACUUGGGGUGAUGGGGAUAAGAGUCGUCUUGGACAUGGAGACAAGGAGGCCCGGCUUGAACCAACUUGUGUACCUUCACUAAUUGAUCACAAUUUUUAUAGAAUUGCUUGCGGGCACAGUUUGACGGCAGGCCUGACCACGCCUGGACAAGUUUUUACAAUGGGAAGCACUGUUUAUGGUCAGCUUGGGAAUCCCCAGUCUGAUGGAAAGCUACCUUGUUUGGUUCAAGACAAGCUUGCUGGAGAACCCGUUGAAGAAAUUGCAUGCGGGGCUUAUCAUGUAGUUGUUUUAACAUCCAAAAAUGAAGUUUAUACUUGGGGAAAGGGUGCAAAUGGGAGAUUAGGUCAUGGAGACGUUGAAGAUAGAAAAGCACCCACUUUGGUUGAAGCCUUGAAAGAUAGACAUGUGAAAUAUAUUGCAUGUGGUUCAAACUACUCUGCUGCCAUAUGCCUUCAUAAGUGGGUUUCUGGUGCUGAGCAGUCUCAGUGCGCUGCUUGUAGACAGGCAUUUGGAUUCACUAGAAAGAGGCACAACUGUUAUAAUUGUGGACUUGUGCACUGCCAUUCAUGCAGUUCAAGGAAAGCAUUAAGAGCUGCCCUGGCUCCUAAUCCUGGGAAGCCAUACCGUGUUUGCGAUUCUUGUCAUGCGAAGUUGAACAAGGUUAUAGAUUCUGGCAAUAAUAAUAGGAGGAAUGCUAUGCCUCGUUUGUCAGGUGAAAACAAGGACAGAUUAGAAAAGUCUGAUCUGAGAUUGACUAAAUCAGCAGUGCCUUCUAAUAUGGAUUUGAUAAAGCAGCUAGAUAGUAAGGCAGCCAAACAGGGGAAGAAGGCCGAUACAUUCUCUCUGGUUCGUGCCUCUCAAGCACCGUCUUUGCUACAGCUCAAAGAUGUUGUCUUGUCUACUGCUGUUGAUCUGAAACGCACAGUUCCUAGACCUGUUCUUACACCAUCUGGAGCAAGUUCCAGGUCUGUCGUGAGUUCCAGGUCUGUCUCCCCUUUCUCUAGAAGAUCGAGCCCCCCUCGUUCAGCUACACCUAUUCCAACAACAUCAGGACUUUCCUUCUCAAAAAAUAUUUCUGAUAGUCUGAAGAAGACAAAUGAACUAUUGAAUCAAGAAGUGCUAAAGUUACGCGCUCAGGUUGAGACACUGAGACAGAGAUGUGAACUGCAAGAAUUAGAGGUUCAAAGGUCAGCAAAAAAGACUCAGGAAGCUAUGUCACUGGCUGCUGAGGAAUCUGCCAAAUCUAAGGCUGCAAAAGAAGUUAUAAAGUCACUUACAGCACAGCUCAAAGAUCUGGCUGAGAGGCUUCCUCCUGGUAUUUAUGAUGCUGAAAACAUCAGACCUGCUUACGUGCCGAAUGGUCUGGAGCCAAACGGCAUCCACCAUCCAGACUUAAAUGGGGAGCACCACACCAGAGCAGAGUCAAUCAGUGGCUCUAGUUUAGCUUCUGUAGGACUUGAAUACUCUCUGAUGAGUAGAAUCGAGGGGACUUUGCCUGGAAGCUAUGGUCUUUACCAGCAAAACCGCGGGCCUGUGACCACCAACAGAACAGAAGAUUACCCGGACGUCAAAUUGCCUAAUGGCAGUAGUGUGAUUCAGGCAAGCAACAGUAGUGUGUCAGAUACUGUUGAUGGUAGGGAUUCUGGGAAUUUCCAAGAUGACGAGAGUGGUUCAAGAUCAAGGAAUGCUGUAUCGCCUGCUGCUAGUAAUCAUGUUGAGGCAGAAUGGAUUGAACAGUAUGAGCCCGGCGUCUAUAUAACACUGGUUGCCCUGCGUGAUGGAACUCGAGAUCUAAAGCGAGUGCGCUUCAGCCGGAGAAGAUUUGGCGAGCACCAAGCAGAGACUUGGUGGUCAGAGAACCGCGAAAAGGUAUACGAAAAGUACAAUGUUCGAAGCACAGACAAGUCUACGGGCCAAGCAUCACGCAGGGGAGAGGGUGCUGGUUCACCUGUUCUAUAAUCUUAGGAAAAUAGAUGGAGGGAAGUUCUCCAUUAACAUAUUUUGUUGCAGUGAGCAUCGUUUUAGGAAAUCAAGAAUAUGAAAGGAACCAGGCACCCUUUUUGAGCUUCAUUGUCUAUCAUUGUUCCCUUCAAUCUUCUCACCAUUUCUCUUAAGUUAAACGUCUUCAUUUUAUUUGGGCAAGUGCCCUUUACUGUUGUAUUGUAGUGUAUAUAAAAUCAUCAAUCGAUAUAACCUUCGUAUUUUCUUUGUUUUCCCUCCUUGUCUCAUCUCUUUUCUUAGCACUAGAUGUAUAUCUCAUGCAUAAGAUGUACUUGGUGAUAUUUUUUGUAAAUCGAUAUUUAAUUAUUAGAGGGAGUAGU